Molecule: messenger RNA, 3603 nt
Organism: Oncorhynchus kisutch (coho salmon)
Lineage: Eukaryota; Metazoa; Chordata; Actinopteri; Salmoniformes; Salmonidae
Product: ras and EF-hand domain-containing protein
Molecular function (GO): GTPase activity; calcium ion binding; GTP binding
Source: RefSeq, a predicted model, not a curated record
AAGUGCGCGUGUCCGGGCACACAGUUCUUGUUUGUUUUGUGCCUGUUCUCGAAGUUGAGAGGCCAACACAAGAAGUAAGCCGCGUCAGCAGCUGUCGCACCCCACCACUCACCACCUGUGUACCUGGCAAGAGACCCGCGGCAAGGGGACUGUCACAGCACCGCAGAGGACGACACAAGACUUGAUAAAUGAUACUAGGACGAAGGACGACACGUUAAUACCGUUAGCCCAAGGUGGUCGAAGUCCUGGAGAGAAUGAACGCUCUAUUUUUCUUUUCUUUUCAGGACCUCGAUAAGGUGAUUGACAGUGUUGAACGACUUGGACAAAAACCUCAGACUUGAAGUUCGUAAGGUGGUGGUAAAAGGAAUCUAAUUGGUUAAAAACGUUGCUUUAUUGCUGUUGCCCAUAGUGUUCUUUCCCCUGGUGGUUUUCUGCGUGCUUGGUUUCUGGGGCUUUCAACUCUGGACUGAACCAUGUCAUUACCAGGCAUGGGUAGGGACCGGGAGAGUUUGUGUUCGCUCUUUCACGCUUGUGAUGUGGAUAAUUCUGGACAGAUUGAAAAAUACGAGUUUAUUCAAAUCUGCUCAGAGCUCAAUGUUCCACCGACGGAGAGAGAGCACAUAUUCUCUAAACUGGACACCGACAGAGACGGGACUAUCAAUCUAGCGGAGUUCAUUAGCGGCUUCCUCGGGAUCUCGGAGCAAGUGUAUUGUGGGAACAUGGAGAGCGAGAGCUGGGAAGUCUCUUCUCCGGCCUGGGAAGAUUUCCAGACCCGACUGGGGGACCAUGCCAAGUUCAUACCCAGGAAUGAGCAGGCAGCCACGCUGUAUCAGAACAUCAGUAUGGCAGAGCCCAGGAUGGUGCCUCAGUAUGAGAGACUCAUCAUGAGUUUCACCAGAGAGAUCAAACAGCACAACGCUGAGAUGGAGAACCUGGCCCUGGCUGUCAAACGAGCACAGGACAAGGCCUCCAUGCAACUCAGUGAGAUGGAGGAGGAGAUGGAUCAACGCAUCCAUACAGCCGAGAACAACACAAGGCUUCAGGAAGCCAAGAGGGCUGAGGCAGCUCUAAGUGAGCUGAAGAGGCACUAUGAGUCCGAGGUGUGUGAGCUGCAGCACAAGGUCCAGAAGAUGAAGCUGAUUGAAGACCAGUACAAGAACAUCAACAUGAAAGAUGAGUCUUCAACCCUGAAGAGGAAGAUCAACAAACUGACUCUGGAAAACCAGAGGUUGAAGCAGGAGUUGAUGCAGUCCCACACUAACAUAGCCUUCCUGCAGAGUGAACUGGACUCUCUGAAGAGUGACCUGACAGACCACAGCAUCAACUCGGAGGGAUACGAGGCGAUGAUGAGAGAGUUCUCUGAUGAGAGGGAUAACCUGGAGCGACAGAUAGAGAUCCUACAGGCAGCCAACAGGAAGCUUAAUGACAGUAAUGAUGGGCUGCUCAGGUCCCUUGAGAACAGCCUCAGCAAGAGCAACAAGCGUGAUAGCAGUGCUUCUCCAGCCAGCAUCAUUAGCAGGAGGAGCAGGAGCAACUGUUACUCAACACCAUACUUGGACAGGUUCUACCAGGCGGGUGUGGAGGAUGUUGAUGAGGACGAGGACCCACUGGGAGGCCUGUUUGGGGGUGGUGGUAGGGGCUCCCUGGGGUGUCGGAGGCCUGGUCUAGACACCAUAGCUCUGGCUCUGUGCGACCCAGGCAUGCAGCGCAGACAUAGCUACGAGGUGGACAGCCUGCCUGAGAGCUGCCUAGACAGCGGCAUGUCCACGCUGCGCGGCUCCAACUACGGAUAUGACUCUGAGCAGGAGGUCAAAGGGCACGAGGAUGAGGAGGAGGAGGGACAGAGGGUGGCCAGGAUCACAGAUGGCCUGGCGGAAGACAACUUUGACAACGACAUUGCAGAGGUGCCGAACAAGAUGGUGUUCGGAUCAGACAAUGGUUCUGUCCUGGACUGGAAACCCUUGGAACCAGUCAGCCGGAACAGCUCGGGAGCGUCCACACGCAAAGCCCUGUCCGCCAUCACCAAUGAGGCAAAGGAGAAGGAGUCAGCUGACCUGGGAUAUAUGACAUCAGAGAAGGCCUACCGGGUGGUGUUGGCAGGUGACGCGGCGGUGGGCAAGUCCAGCUUCCUGCUCCGCCUCUGCAAGAAUGAGUUUCGAGGAAACACCAGCGCCACCCUGGGGGUGGACUUUCAGAUGAAGAGUCUGGUAGUGGAUGGAGAGCCUACCCUACUACAGCUAUGGGACACAGCAGGCCAGGAGAGGUUCCGCAGCAUUGCUAAGUCCUACUUCAGACGAGCCGAUGGCGUCCUCCUGCUGUAUGAUGUCACCUGUGAAAAGAGCUUCCUCAACGUCCGAGAGUGGGUGGACAUGAUCGAGGAUGUGUCCCAGGACGACAUCCCCAUCAUGCUGGUGGGGAAUAAGAGUGACCUGAGAGAGCAGGCUCUGCAGGACGGGAUCACCUGUGUCUCCACCAGCUACGGAGAGAAACUGGCCAUGACGUAUAACGCCCUCUUCUGUGAGACCAGUGCCAAAGACGGCUCCAAUGUCAUAGAGGCCGUGCUGCAUCUGGCCAGCUAUCAGCAGGAGAGGAGGAGGAGGAGACAGAAGAGAGGGAAGUAAUGGAAGGAUUUCUGAAGAGAUUGUCCUUGUGUGAAUCUCUAAUAAAUAUACACACACAGUCACACACUGUAUAGAACAAGCACGCACAAAAUCCAUGCUCACCCGUACACACAUACGUAUUCUGACGUGUGGUAUUUAGGCUACUCUUAAGCAAUUAGUCAAUUAACAUUGUCUAGCACCACAUCAAUGUAGGAUCAAACUCACAAGAUUACCAUAAUCACAUCAAUCCAACUAAAUCAGAGUUCUGUCUUUGGGGCUGGGUUGCUGGGGGAUCAUGAGGUCACCAUCUGGAGAGGUCAUAGUUCGUUGGAGAGGCCGGCGGCCACACAUGGACAUCUGGGACAGCAGACUGUGGAACUCCAUCCCUCCAACUAUACUCCCUCAAGACUGCCCUGCCUGGGAUAUCAAUCACAUCCUGACAAUGUCACAUCAUAGGGAGCUCGGACCGGCCUCACCUAGUCGAUUCUUACCUGGAGAUACACAGACGAAGACUGUAACUCACUUUAGGACCUAGGUGAAUAUGAGUGAAAACCAUCUGACAACUCUUUGAUUUGAAAUGUCACAACCUAUUAUAUUUAAUGUGAUGUCUGAAGGAGAAGGAAUGCCUUGCUCUUAAUGUCACUGGAUUCAUAUGGAUAAAUGUGAGAGAGGAAGACUAUUCUGGGACCAAUGAUGUUUAAUAACAUUAUGAUAUAUAGCUACACUCCCCUUCAUAUUUAUUUGGACAGUAAGCUACAGUGUUUCUUUUGGCUCUGUACACCAGCAUUCUGGGUUUGAGAUCAAAAGUUAGAGGCACAAAUAUCAUGCCCCCAAGACAUGCUAACCUCUCACCAUUACAAUAACAGGGGAGGUUAGCAUUUGGGGGGGGGGGGUGUAUGUUUUUAUGUCUCACUCAUCAUUAUUCACAAUUGGUUCACAUUAAUGUAGAAAUGUUCAGAAACAUAUUCUAUUCGUAUUUACAAUAAAAUUGACUCCAAAAGGA